This is a messenger RNA of Dendroctonus ponderosae (mountain pine beetle), 1293 nucleotides long. Its product is annotated as peroxisomal biogenesis factor 3. Lineage: Eukaryota; Metazoa; Arthropoda; Insecta; Coleoptera; Curculionidae. The transcript has 5 exons. Gene Ontology annotation, cellular component: peroxisomal membrane. Gene Ontology annotation, biological process: protein import into peroxisome membrane. The coding region runs from base 148 to 1191 and encodes 347 amino acids. The record is from RefSeq and is a predicted model, not a curated record. Gene Ontology annotation, molecular function: protein-macromolecule adaptor activity.
UGACAGCCUUGCAGGUUAGUCUCAGGCAAAGGUUAAUUGAAAAUAAAUACAAUUUGUUUUCUUGYAGUUUUGCUGUUAGUGAGUGAUAUGGCUGUUAWCUUGUUUUAAAAUAUAAUUUAAAUAAUAAUAUAAAAUAUCAAAGCAACCAUGUCUGUGUUUUCCAAAGUCAAAGGGUUUCUAUCCAGGCAUAGGAACAAGUUUUUAAUAGGAGGUGCACUAGUAGCAGGUUCCGUUUUCCUCACAAGAUAUGCCCAAACCAGGUUACGGCAAUGGCAUGAGAAAGAGGCAAUGGAAUUUAUCGAAAGAAAUCGGAAGCAAGCGCAUUUUGAAAGUAUUAAUCGUACGUGCAAUCAGACAAUCGUCAAUUUGUCCGCUUCCUUGCUUGAAAGCAUAUACCAUACUGUGAGUUCAGAAGAAACAAUCGAAAUAUUGAAAAAGCACCCAGAAAACAAGAUAGAAAUGUGGAAUACCUUGAAGGUUCAAGUUUUCACUAGAGCUGGCUGUGUAAUUUAUUCCCUUGUAAUGUUAGUGCUGACUUUAAAAGUGCAAUUGAACAUAGUGGGAGGGUACCUGUACAAAGAUCCCACUAGUGUGCCCGCAGAUAUGCAAGAAAAAUAUCUGUCUUUAUGUCAGCACUUUCUCAACACAGGCGUUGCAAGGCUGGCCAAAGUUAUGGAAUUUGAGGUGAACAAACUAGUCCAGAAAAUUGACUUGAAGAAGAUGAUGAAACUUAGUGAUUUUGAGGCGAUAUUCUGGUCUCUUCAAAGCAGUUUGGAUGCGAAUGCAGCGAAUCCAGUCAAUCAUCUUAGAGAAUAUAUAUUUAAGAAUGAUCCACCGAAUUCUGAUGAUGUCUAUAGCAAUAUGUUAAGAGACACAGCGGAUCUACUCGAGAGUGAUGAAAUUAAAUUCUUAGUCAUUCACAAUGUUAACACUGGUUUUGUAUUACUGGGAGAUCAGCUAUCAGAGUUUUUCACUGAUAAUAAGCCAAAAAUAACAGAAAUCACUGCGAAUGGUGGCCCUGACCAAUUUGAAAAUCCAUUUAUGGCCAAGAAACCUUUAGCAAAACUUGUUCCUAUUCUCAACGGACUUCUAUCUAAGCAGUCAUUUCCACAAAAUUUUACACAUCAUUUGAUAGUGAGUGAAAAAUUGCAAAUGCUCUGUGCUAAUGUAUACGAAAGUCUUUUGGGGUAAUUACAGUAAAAACUGAUGAGUCAUAACAAAAUGGUGAAGAGAAGUAUUUGUUAAGUUAUUUUAGACAUUUGUGUAAGCAACAAUAAAAUAUAUGAAAAAACC